This is a messenger RNA of Microtus oregoni (creeping vole), 6127 nucleotides long. It is a transcript of the gene Zbtb20, whose product is annotated as zinc finger and BTB domain containing 20. NCBI's taxonomy places the organism in Eukaryota, Metazoa, Chordata, Mammalia, Rodentia, Cricetidae. The transcript is spliced from 11 exons. Gene Ontology annotation, biological process: regulation of transcription by RNA polymerase II. Gene Ontology annotation, molecular function: protein binding; RNA polymerase II cis-regulatory region sequence-specific DNA binding; DNA-binding transcription factor activity, RNA polymerase II-specific. Bases 711 to 2717 code for a protein of 668 amino acids. The record is from RefSeq and is a predicted model, not a curated record.
GGAAAUGACUAUUUGUAUCUUCACUCUGUUCCUGAUGAUAGAGGAAAAGGCUUUGGCCUGUUAUCACUGAGGCUGAUCCUGGCUAUAAAUGAGUGGAGUGUUUGAAGUGCCCUUUGAGACUCUGAAGCUGAAGAGUAUCUGAUCCAUCGCAAGUCUGUUUGUGCCUCACCCUGCACAGGAACAGCUUGACUUUAACCUCUGUGGAAACACAAAUGAGAACCGUGAUGGAUACAAUAAUUACUGAAAAUACCUGCUUGAGAAGUUAAUUGACAAGAGUCUCUGACUGCCUGAAGUUACAUUCUGAGACUGAAAUCACUGCACCUUAAAAACAAAAGAUUGAGAGGCACUGUGUCCCUACUUUUACCAUCAACAAUUGAAUAUUUCACCAAGAUUGUUGUCUGAUGCAGCCGCUCUCUGUCCCCUGCCCCGAUGAACAUCUGCACUAGGCCCAAGCCUUGGAGUGACUUACCUGAAGAGUGACACCAUUUGUCUGAAAUCUAUUGAAGAAACCCAAGACAGCUGAAAACCAGAAGGCAUCUGAGGAGAAUGAGAUUACUCAGCCGGGUGGAUCCAGCGCCAAGCCGGGCCUUCCCUGCCUGAACUUUGAAGCUGUUUUGUCUCCAGACCCAGCCCUCAUCCACUCAACACAUUCACUGACAAACUCUCACGCUCACACCGGGUCGUCUGACUGUGACAUCAGUUGCAAGGGGAUGACCGAGCGCAUUCACAGCAUCAACCUUCACAACUUCAGCAAUUCCGUGCUCGAGACCCUCAACGAGCAGCGCAACCGUGGCCACUUCUGUGACGUGACGGUUCGCAUCCACGGGAGCAUGCUGCGCGCACACCGCUGCGUGCUGGCAGCCGGCAGCCCCUUCUUCCAAGACAAGCUGCUGCUGGGCUACAGUGACAUCGAAAUCCCAUCGGUGGUGUCAGUACAGUCGGUGCAAAAGCUCAUUGACUUCAUGUACAGCGGUGUGCUGCGAGUCUCACAGUCGGAAGCUCUGCAGAUCCUCACAGCCGCCAGCAUCCUGCAGAUCAAAACAGUCAUAGAUGAGUGCACACGCAUCGUGUCUCAAAAUGUGGGCGAUGUGUUCCCCGGCAUCCAGGAUUCUGGCCAGGACACACCAAGAGGCACACCAGAGUCAGGCACAUCUGGCCAGAGCAGUGACACGGAAUCAGGCUACCUGCAGAGCCAUCCACAACACAGUGUGGACAGAAUCUACUCGGCACUGUACGCUUGUUCCAUGCAGAAUGGCAGCGGCGAGCGCUCCUUCUACAGCGGUGCAGUCGUCAGCCACCACGAAACUGCACUCGGCCUGCCCCGUGACCACCACAUAGAAGACCCCAGCUGGAUCACACGCAUCCAUGAGCGCUCGCAGCAGAUGGAGCGCUACCUGUCCACCACCCCUGAGACCACACACUGCCGCAAGCAGCCCCGGCCAGUGCGCAUCCAGACUCUCGUGGGCAACAUCCACAUCAAGCAGGAAAUGGAAGAUGACUAUGACUACUAUGGGCAGCAAAGGGUGCAGAUCCUAGAGCGCAAUGAAUCCGAGGAGUGCACGGAAGACACUGACCAGGCCGAGGGCACCGAGAGCGAGCCCAAAGGUGAAAGCUUUGAUUCCGGGGUCAGCUCCUCUAUUGGCACUGAGCCUGACUCAGUGGAGCAACAGUUUGGGGCAGGAGCCACAAGGGACGGUCAGGCGGAACCCGCCCAACCUGAGCAGGCAGCAGAAGCUCCAACUGAGGGCAGUGUCCAGCCAAACCAGCUAGAAACAGGUGCCUCCUCUCCGGAGAGAAGCAACGAGGUGGAGAUGGACAAUACAGUGAUCACUGUCAGUAACAGCUCCGAGAAGGGUGUCCUGCAACAGCCGUCAGUCAACACAUCCAUUGGGCAACCAUUGCCAAGUACCCAGCUCUAUUUACGCCAGACAGAAACGCUCACCAGCAACCUGAGGAUGCCUCUGACCUUGACCAGCAACACACAGGUCAUUGGCACAGCUGGCAACACCUACCUGCCAGCCCUCUUCACUACCCAGCCCGCGGGCAGUGGCCCCAAGCCUUUUCUCUUCAGCCUGCCACAGCCCCUGACAGGCCAGCAGACCCAGUUUGUGACAGUGUCCCAGCCCGGCCUGUCCACCUUUACUGCACAGCUGCCAGCGCCACAGCCCCUGGCAUCAUCUGCAGGCCACAGCACAGCCAGUGGGCAAGGUGAAAAAAAGCCUUAUGAGUGUACUCUCUGCAACAAGACUUUCACAGCCAAACAGAACUACGUCAAGCACAUGUUCGUCCAUACAGGUGAGAAGCCCCAUCAAUGCAGCAUCUGUUGGCGCUCCUUCUCCUUGAAGGAUUACCUUAUCAAGCACAUGGUGACGCACACAGGAGUGAGAGCCUACCAGUGCAGUAUCUGCAACAAGCGCUUCACCCAGAAGAGCUCCCUCAAUGUGCACAUGCGCCUACACCGCGGGGAGAAGUCCUACGAGUGCUACAUCUGCAAGAAGAAGUUCUCCCACAAGACCCUGCUGGAGCGACACGUGGCCCUGCACAGUGCCAGCAACGGGACCCCUCCGGCAGGCACACCCCCAGGUGCCCGCGCAGGCCCACCAGGCGUGGUGGCCUGCACGGAGGGGACCACUUACGUCUGCUCCGUCUGCCCAGCAAAGUUUGACCAAAUCGAGCAGUUCAACGACCACAUGAGGAUGCAUGUGUCUGACGGAUAAGUAAUACCUUUCUCUCUUUCUUACGAACCAAACAAAACAACAACAAAAGAAAUAAACAAACAAACAAACAAAAAGCUAUGGCACUAGAAUUUAAGAAAUGUUUUGGUUUCAUUUUUACUUUCUGUUUUUGUUUUUGUUCCGUUUCAUUUUGUACUCCACGAAGAACUGUAUUUUGCCUGCUGGUACAUUACAUUUCCGGAGGCUCGGGCAAAUAAGACUUUUCCCAGUCUCCCUUGGAUGGUGGCCUUAAGGCCUGGUAGUGCUUCAAGAGCUCCACUGGUUGGAUCUCUAGCUACUGGCCUCUAAAUACAACCCUUCUUUACAAAAAACAAAACAAAACAAAAAAAACAAAACAAAAACAAAAAAAAGCAAAAAACCACACACAAAAAAAGCAAAACAAAAAAAUCUUUUAAAAAAGUUAAAAAAAAGUUUAAAAAAAAGACAAAGUUGUUUUUCCACUCGUGAAGAGCACUACAAAGUCUAUAAGGAGAUGUAAAAGGCCUGCUGUCUGUAAGUACACCGCUCACAGUGUUUCAGUGGACAUUUCACAGUUCUGGCCACUUGGACUUCAUAGUAACCAGUUAAAACUGUAAUAUCGCUUCUGGCUGAGAACCCAGAAUAGGCCCUGCUGUUUCCACCUACCACAUUAUUAAAGGGCUGUGGGAUGGGAGGGGGCAGUGAGCUCAGUGGUGUGAGGAAAAGUGGCAUGGCAGGCUUCUCCCCCAAUUCUGCCCAGUCCACACACCCUGGCCCACCUCCACCACAUCCCCCUCCCCUUUCAGCAGAAGCCAGAAGACUUGGACAAGCAACAGUGGCUAUCGUAUUUAUUCAGUGUCUUCGCUGAGCCUCAGCCUCAGCGCAAUCAGGAGGGACUUUCAAGAAAGGCAGGAAUGCAGAGAAAAUGGUAACAGAUUCGCACCUAUGUUUCUAGGUACAAGAGAAGGAUUAUUUCCAACAACCUUUGCAAAAAAAAAAGUGUCAGGAUAUAUUCUUGUGGAAGAGAAAAAGAAAGAGAAAUGGAGGGUGGGGGGAACAAUAAAAGUUCUUGAUGCUUUUUUAAUUCAAAAUUUUAUAGAGGGGCAAAAGUGAUGUUUACCAGAUAGAAUGCUGAUUUUUUUAAUAUAUUUACAACAGUAUUUGUGUAAAAAAAAACAAAAAAGUGAGAUUGUUAAAAGUAAUUUUUUUUUCUCAUUUUGGUCUUGCAUACACUGCCACCAAUCCCUUCUCAUUUACUUUGUCUCACACACACAUAUAUAUAUAUAUAUAUUUUUUGGUAAGUCAAGACUGUUAAGGUUAGCGAUACUGCUUCCAGAUAGAAAGAAUAAAAGGCAACUAGAGUUAUAUUUGAAAGAGAGGAAGGAUAUUUUCUUCAUAUUUUUUCUUAAGUUCUUUUAUUAUUUUAAGUAUUGCCUGGGUUGCUGAGGGCCUCAGAGGCCCACCCACCCCUGCUGUAAUUUCAACUGCUGCUGUGUUUUGCUGUGUAGAUCUUUGACUUCUGGCUUAAGUUGCUCCACUGAAUCCUCUUCCAUUGACCCAUCUAGAAUCCUGUCCUUUCUCCUGGGAGGGACGUGAUCCUUUAGCAGAUUUCCUACUUCUCCAACAUCUUCACUGAGCUCUUCGGAUUCUAGAAUCCCUUGCUUUUAUUUCUUUGAUGAAACACUAGUAGUCUAGAGAUCUUGACAGAGGGGGUUUGUUUUGUUUCUGGUCAGUCAGGCGCACUCCACAAAGUUCUCCCCUCCCACUGUGUGAAGGUCACUAUGAGAAGCCUGUUACAGACCACAAUGCGUCGAUGCCAAAACUCUUUCUUCCUUUCAGAUGUCACCCCUGGACUCUUCCCACCAUGCCUAAGAGGGCUAGAAGAUGAUCUCUCUAGCUGAUUAUUAACCCUUGCUUUUUGGAAAUUAACAAUUUCCCAAGCUAACAUCCAGUGAAAACUGGCCCUGGAUCUCUGGUGUCAUCCCAGAUACCACUCUUUCUAGUUGGGAUUUCUCUCUUUUGUCUUGAUAAAGAAAUCAUAAGAUUUUGUAAUUAUAUACAGUGUCUUAAAGGAAUUCCAGCUCAGACUAUAACUUUUAAACCUAGCUAAUACUCACAAAGUAGUUUCAUGACUGGGCAUGUUUUAGCAUACUUAAAAGGAAAAGUAAAUAUUUCAAUAAUGCAGAAACACCGAACUACAUUUUUAAAAAAUAAGAAAAGAGGGUAUUUUUGUUUCUAAACUAGUCUACAUUUUAAUUUAAUUUUCCUCCUAAUUUUCCUGUUAGCAUUUUAUUUACCAAAAAAAAAAAAUGCAGCAAACUAGGGAAAAUCUUCCAAGGCAAGCAACUCUGUAAUGACUAAAUUGGUUUUAUUCAUACAUUUUAGACAAUUGGUUAAGUUGGAUCUUUUCCAUAUGUUCUUUGUGAUGUUUCGUAGUUUGUGCAGUCUGAGUCGUCUUAUGGUGCUUCAUUCAGUGGAUAUUUUGCUAGGAGUUGUAAUGUAGAUUUGGAUGGUUAGCUGACUACUGAGGAUCACUCAGCGUGAUUUCUAAGAGGACAACCAAGAAUAUGUGUGACCUGCUUUAAAAAUGAGCUUCAGAAAUGCUGAGGCCCUCUCCACCCCACCCACCUGCUGGUUUUACUGUUGAAAGGGUCAGUAGUGACCCUUGCCACCUUACCACCAAUAGAGGGAGCAUUAAGUAACUACAUCACUGAAUCAUAUUGAUAUUUUGAAACAUGAGUCAUUAACCCAUUAGGAAAAAAAAUGACAUUGUGAUAAUUUUUCUUAAUCUGGAGGAAAAAUGACAAAAUCAUUGUAUAAACAAAUGAAAAAAGGUCAUACCUAGUUUGAGUUAUUUUCACUGUUGUCAGGGGUACGUUUUAAAUAGUGUCUCUGUUCCACGCUUAACAAAGCAGGCAGAAUUCAUAUUGUUUCUGGUAAAGCUUAUAUCGGGUGCCAUUGGGCUUCCCCAUCCUCUCCUGAACUCUGAAAGAGACCCAUUUGCCUUAAUGCUGUUUUGCCAUCGUCAGAAGCUAAGAAACUGCAUUAAACCCAAUGUUUGUUGUAGAGCAUGUAAGAAAAAGAACAGGUGACUGGAAGCCCUGAUACACAUCCUGUCCUUAAUAAAGGGAAUAUUUCCUUUAAAGAGAGCGGGAAGAUCCCUGAAGAUUUCUUGGUAAGGUCCUCCUCCCUAGGCUCAUUCCUACUGUAUUUUUUUUCCAAAACAUCUCACAGCCUAAAAUAUUUGACAUUGUUCUCUAGAACUGGGAGGACACUAACCUGCUCUCAAGCAAAGAUACAUCUAUAGGGCCACUGCCACAUAUUCAGCCUCUAAAGGGUGGCCUUCCCACUAACCGACAGUUCAGGAGACGAGCCUGUCUGCACCUCCUCCAGGAGAUGCAGGUGCUUGAUUCCAUGCACCAUCCUUGGCUUAU